AUGGGGGACUUGUGGAAUGAAGAAGAGAAGAGAAAGAAGGAGUCCUCUCAGAAUGAAGACGAGUGCGGAAUGAAAGAAUCCACUGGCCUUUAUAAAGAGAGGAGGGCACGAAUCCCUGUGUCCUAUAUAGUGUACAUGGGAAGCCAUUCACAAGCCCUAAAGUAUGAAUUGGUGGAUUCGAAACAAGUUGUAGAAUCUCAUUACAAUUUUUUGGGAUCAUUCUUAGGAAGUUAUGAACGUGCUAAAGAUGCUAUCCUUUAUUCAUACACAUGGCACAUUAAUGGCUUUGCAUCAAUGCUUGACGAGGAAGUAGCAGUAGAGAUAGCUAAGCAUCCAAAAGUUGUUUCAAUUUUCCCGAGCAAUAUAAGAAAAUUGCAAACAACUAGGGCAUGGGAAUUUUUGGGAAUGGACUAUUAUUCUAGCGGUAUUGUAGUUCCCUCACCUUCCAUUUGGUUGAAGGCAAAUUACGGUAACAACUCAAUCAUUGGAAAUCUUGAUACUGGUGUUUGGCCUGAAUCAAAAAGCUUUAGUGACGAGGGCAUGGGAACCAUUCCGAGUAGGUGGAAAGGAAUUUGUCAAAACGAAAAUGAUACUACAUUUCAUUGCAACAGAAAACUUAUUGGAGCAAGAUUCUUCAACAAAGGAUACUUGGCAGCGGCAGCCCAGUACAACUUAUCCUUGGAUUGGGAGUCUUGGGACCUUCAUACCCCUCGUGACAAUCUUGGCCAUGGAUCGCACACCUUGUCUACAGCAGGGGGCAAUUUUGUGGAAGGGGCGAACUUGUAUGGGCUUGGCAACGGGACAGCCAGAGGCGGGUCGCCCAGAGCCUAUGUAGCUUCCUACAAAGUGUGUUGGUAUUAUUGGUGCACAGAUGCUGACAUACUGGCAGCGUUCGACACUGCCAUUCAUGACGGCGUUGACGUAUUAUCGGUGUCGCUCGGAGCAGCUCCCACGCCCUUCGUCAAUGACAGCAUUUCUAUUGGGUCCUUACAUGCAGUGAGUGCGGGAGUUGUAGUGGUUUGCUCAGCUGGCAACCGCGGGCCUAAUGCUGGCAGCGUCAUAAAUGUGGCUCCUUGGAUGGUCACUGUUGGAGCCACCACCAUGGACCGUCGCUUCCCAGCUUCUGUUGUCCUCGCUAAUGAAACUGAUAUCGUUUUCCAGGGAGAGAGUCUUUCAGAGAAAACUAUGCCAAACAAGUUCUUUCCACUGCUAAGUGCUGCUGAUGCCAAGACUGCUUACGCAUCAACUAAUGAGGCGGCAAGAUGUAUGGGCGGGACGCUAGAUCCAAUUAAGGUGAAUGGAAGCAUUAUUGUUUGUCUCCAGGGUAAUAUUGCUUAUGCCGAGCAAGGUUAUCAUGUUGCUAUGGCCGGUGGUGUGGGGAUGAUUAUAGCCAAUGCUAAUCCAUCUAAUGAUGAAAUUAUUGCUGUCCCACAUGUCCUCCCUACAACUCACGUUAAUUACAUCGACGGUGUUGCUAUCUUCAAUUACAUCAAUUUAACCAAAUCUCCUAUGGCCUAUAUUUCACCUCCAAGAACACAAUUAGGUACAAGGCCGGCCCCCGUCAUGGCAAGUUUUUCAUCUAGGGGUCCUAAUACGAUUGUGCCAACAAUUCUUAAGCCUGACGUGACUGCACCAGGACUAACUGUCCUAGCUGCUUAUGCUGAAGUAGAAGGACCAGCACAAAUGGAAUUUGAUAAUCGUCGAGUCCCUUUCAAUUUUUUAUCAGGGACUUCAACGUCAUGCCCUAAUGUUGCUGGCAUUGCUGGACUUCUUAAAACUCGUUAUCCAAGUUGGAGUCCUGCAGCAAUUAAAUCAGCAAUAAUGACUAGUGCGACCAUAUGGGAUAAUAAUAUGGAGCCAAUUCUCGAUGUAUCCAACUCAAAGGCAACACCAUUUGAUUAUGGAGCAGGAAAUGUGAAACCAAACCAUGCUAUAGAUCCUGGUUUGAUUUAUGACUUAACUAUUGAUGAUUAUUUGAAAUUUUUGUGUGCUACCAAUAGUAACCAACACUUCAUUAGAUUGUUCUCACAAAGUAGCUUCUAUGUGUGUCCUAAAUCCUUUAAUCUCCUAGAUUUCAACUAUCCAUCAUUUGUAGUACCUAAACUUGAUGGUUUAAUCACCAUUGCUCGAACAGUUACAAAUGUUGGUCGCCCUAGUACUUACAUAUCAUUUGUCAAAUGCCCAAGUGGAGUUACAAUUAAUGUGUCCCCACUAGUUUUGAAGUUUAAGAAAAUUGGUGAAAAGAAAACUUUUACUAUCACAAUAAAGGUUGAGAGAGGCAACUUUUCUAUGAAUUAUUCAUUCGGACUCUUAACAUGGCGGGAUGGAAAGCACAUGGUACAAAGUACUAUAGCUAUGUCCGCAAUCUAG
Molecule: messenger RNA, 2370 nt
Organism: Malania oleifera
Lineage: Eukaryota; Viridiplantae; Streptophyta; Magnoliopsida; Santalales; Ximeniaceae
Product: subtilisin-like protease SBT5.3
Exons: 11
Coding region: 1-2370 (789 amino acids)
Biological process (GO): proteolysis
Molecular function (GO): serine-type endopeptidase activity
Source: RefSeq, a predicted model, not a curated record